UUCCAACGGUAACCAGAUGGAACCCAAACAAAACCGUAGUCAAAAGCCAAAUUUUCCACCCGAGGAAAGAUUUUCCGUGGAAAAAUUCGGAUUCGAUCCGAUCGCAAGGAAUCGAGGUUAAAGUCUUGCAACUUAUCGGAUUUAGUUCCACAUUGGUGGCAAAUUGGAACCGAAGUGAUACUAAUUAGUUUAUAACAUCACAAUACCACUUCGCCAUUGCCGGAGUUGCAGCGCCGCAUACCAGCCAGGGGUAUGUUCCUAAGCAAAACGAAAGCCACCGAAAAGUGGCUGGACGCUCAGUGUGAUGGAACGGCGGCACUUCACACCUUACCGUCCUGUAUGUCCUUGUGUGACCUCAAGAACGACAACUACUAUCAGCUGGUCAUCGUGGAUGUCCCCCUAUUUGAUUUCGACACCAAACCCAAGUUGAAGGUCUACAAAGGAACCAAUCUCACCAGCGAGCAAAACCUACCGGGGAUCCCUUCCGCGGUGGAAAGUCUCUAUAUCAACGAACAGGAACCUAAGAUUCCCAUAAUCGCCGUAGCCGUCGCAUCCUCGGUCCUCUUCUAUCGCAACAUGAAACCAUACUACAAAUUUACCAUCCCCGGAAUGGACAUCGAUCCGCUCGAGGUCGACACAUGGAAGAAGCUGCUCAUCGAGCGGCCGGAAAAUUACGACAAAUUCAUCGACAAUCUCCGAACCCUUCAGCUAUUCCAACUAACCGAGCAGUCCCAGGAACUCCUCUUUCUCCCCGAGGACAAACGCGCAUCGUUCAUCCAGCAGAACGCCAACAACGAACUGGAACGCCUAUCGAUCAUCACCGCGAUGGCCUCGAUCAAGAAAGCCGCCAACGAUUCCAAGUCGGCUUCCUGCUUGAUCCUGGCCACCGAAUCUGGUGAAAUUUUGAUCCUGGACACGCAAGCCUUCGUUGUGCUGCAUCAGGCACGGGCCUGCAACUUUCAAGGGACACCCAGUAUCAUCUCGGCCACCGGCCAGUACGAUAUUGAUUUCCGACUGGUGAUUGCUACCCGCGAAGGCUCCAUAUGCCUGCUGAAGAAAGGCUGGCUAGUUGGGCAUCACAUCGUCAAGCUGGAACAUCCAACCGCCGGUUUGGCACUGCUGCCGAUCGAUCAAACGAUCGUGGUCGUUUGCAUGAACAACUAUCUACUAUGCUAUUCGAAGAAAGGCAAGAAACUCUGGUCGGUAACGCUGCCCCAGCCGGCGGUUUGCAUGACUCCGGUCCCAUUGCCGCAUCUGGGCAUCAGUCUGGUCUGCGUAGCCCUGCGUGGCGGAUUGGUUCAGUUCUACUGUCAGAAGAAACUGGUUGAUCAGUUUUAUGCUCCGGAGACCGUGUCGGCACUGACGUUCGGCCGGCUCGGUCAAGAGGAGCACGUACUGAUCCUGGUCACUUCCGAUGGUUCACUAAUUGUGAAAAUCCUCAAACGGACGGCAGAGUUUGCGAUCACAGAAAAUAUAUACGACACCAAAACCACGAGUGAAGAAGCGUCUGGGAAUUUGCAGAUACCGAAGAAGACAAAAAUAUUCGUCGAGCAGACACUGAGGGAGAAGGAACAUGCGGCGGCUAUCCAUAAUUCAUUUCAGUCGGAACUGUGGCGCAUGCGGCUGACGGCAGCCCGGGCAACGGUGGACGUUAUCAAUUCGGCCGAUAGUAACAUUUCCGGUGAUGUUGGCAUGGCAGCGAUCAAGAUGGCCGCAGAAGUGCUGGGGUUGGGACCGGUAUUUAAGCUUUUCUUGAUUUUGGAGAAUAUUUCAGCACGAAAGGAGGCUAGCGGGUUGAACGUACUAAUCCAGGCGGAUCACAGGCAUUAUGUGGUGGACAGGCCGUAUCUGAAGAUGCCUAUGCUGGUGCCGGGGGCACCUCUGAAGUUGGAUUUCAAAGUCACGGUGGUGACUGAUCCAAGCGAUGGACUUGCGCCGGUGGACUUGACGCCGGAGAAUUCCUUCAUCAAAGUGUUGAUUUUCAAAACAGGCCAUACCAAACCGCUUAUCGCUUCAACAGUUGUGAUGCCGCAGCCAGAACCGCAGAUACUGGGCUCAUUUUGA
Ochlerotatus camptorhynchus is the source of this 2064-nucleotide messenger RNA. It is a transcript of the gene BBS1, whose product is annotated as Bardet-Biedl syndrome 1. The transcript is spliced from 4 exons. NCBI's taxonomy places the organism in Eukaryota, Metazoa, Arthropoda, Insecta, Diptera, Culicidae. Gene Ontology annotation, biological process: protein localization to cilium; non-motile cilium assembly. Gene Ontology annotation, molecular function: smoothened binding; patched binding. The record is from RefSeq and is a predicted model, not a curated record. The coding region runs from base 253 to 2064 and encodes 603 amino acids. Gene Ontology annotation, cellular component: axoneme; centrosome; BBSome.